UCUCUGAAAUCAAAGUUAUCUUUUACUAGCAACAAUGGCGGAGAAACACAUCCUACUAGUAACAUUCCCCGCGCAAGGCCACAUCAACCCUUCCCUCCAAUUCGCAAAGCGCCUAGCCAAACACGCCCUUAUUAAAGUCACCGUCCUCACCAGCGCCUCUGCCACCGCCCGCAUGUCCCACACUCUCUCCCCUUCCUUCCACUCCCUAAUCGACGUCGUUUCCUUCUCCACCGCCUUCGAUUUAUCCACACAAGAAGACUUCCCCAAAUUCUUCCUAGACCUCUCCCAACACGGCAUCAAAGCCGUCGAAGACGCCGUCGCCGCCAAGCGAGCCGAAGGCCGCCCCUACACUCGGAUCGUCUACAAUCUCCUCGUGCCGUGGGCCGGUCGCGUCGCCCGCCGCCUCGGCGUCCCCUUCACGCUCCUCUGGAUCCAACCGGCUGCUCUCUUCAGUGUCUAUUUUCAUUACUAUAGUAAGAAAUUUAAUCCUUCCGAUGAAAUGAUCGAGCUGCCGGGGCUGCCGCGCCUCCGCCGCGGCGAUCUGCCGUCUUUUUUUCUCGAGACGAAUCCGAGCGCGUACAAUUUAGUGAUUCCGACGUUGAUUGAUAAUUUCGAGAUUUUGGACGGAGAGGAUGAGCGGGCGACGGUGGUGGUGAACACGUUCGACGCGUUGGAGGCUGAGGCUCUGAGAGAUUUGGAUAAGUACAGAAUGCUGGCGAUCGGGCCGUUGAUUCCUUCUGCGUUUUUGGACGGUGCCGAUCAAUCCGAUUCCAGCUUCGGAGGUGAUUUGAUUCAGAAAAUUGACGAUUGCAUACAAUUUUUGGAUUCUUCGGAGAGGGAAUCGGUGAUCUACGUGGCGUUCGGGAGCUAUUCGGAGCUGCCGCGGUUGCAGACGGAGGCGAUAGCGGAGGCGCUGGUGAUGAUCCGGAGGCCGUUUCUGUGGGUGAUGAGAGACUCGGAGGAGAGAGAGAAGCUGAGUUGUAAAGAGGAGUUGGUGAAAAGAGGGAGAGUGGUGAAUUGGUGCAAUCAGGUGGAGGUUCUGUCGCACCGUAGCGUCGGUUGCUUCGUGACGCACUGUGGGUGGAAUUCGACGCUGGAGAGCUUGGCGGUGGGGGUGCCGGUGGUGGCGCUGCCGCAGUGGACGGAUCAGGGUACGAAUGCGAAGCUGGUGGAGGAUUUGUGGGGGUGUGGAGUGAGGGCGGCGAAGGGGGAGAUUGUGGAGAGCGAUGAGAUCGUGCGGUGUUUGGAGAUGGUGAUGGACGGUGGAGAUGAGAGUAGGAAGAUGAGGGAAAACGCUAAGAAAUGGAGGGAUUUGGCGAGGGAGGCUGUGAACGACGGUGGAACGUCUCAAGUUAAUCUUGGCAUCUUCUUGGAUCAAAUUGUUGGCGGCGGUUAAUAAACGGUUGGAUUAUUACAUAAAUAAAAGCAAAAUUAAAUAAAUAUUAUAUGUUGUUCGAUAAUAGUAGUAUAUGAUUAAACAAGAUACUAAUAUUAGUGAGGUGUUUAGUAAUUUAGAUUAUUGAAUGGAUUAAAUUAUAAAGAUGAUAAAAAAUUACUACAUUA
Salvia splendens (bonfire salvia) is the source of this 1563-nucleotide messenger RNA. RefSeq names its product UDP-glycosyltransferase 75C1. The transcript has a single exon. Lineage: Eukaryota; Viridiplantae; Streptophyta; Magnoliopsida; Lamiales; Lamiaceae. The coding region runs from base 35 to 1396 and encodes 453 amino acids. Gene Ontology annotation, molecular function: quercetin 3-O-glucosyltransferase activity; quercetin 7-O-glucosyltransferase activity. The record is from RefSeq and is a predicted model, not a curated record.